UACGUUAAAAGCGGGCAGGUCUCAAACCCCCGACAUCUUCCCUCUCUCCAGUACACCAGUUAUCGAUUGAUAUGAGUCAGCGCAGCGCUUAAUGUUUCUAAUUGUUUUCCCUCUGUUUUGUGGAUGAUAAGUAAUUAAGUGAACUCUAUUUGUGGACACAACUAUGCCAAAAGGAAAGAGUCUUCUAGAAAGAUUCAUGAUUUAAAGUGUUUGGUAUAAGGAGAGGGACGGCAAGUUUGUAAUCACUACCUCCCCACCUCUACCCGUGCACACACUUCCGGAGGCAGGCUUCAUUCAGACUGUCAACAGCUUGAUCGAGAGUCGGAGUGGUAUUUAUUUUUAGUACGUUUGGACAGAAUUGUUCCAUAAUUUUUAUACAGUACAAGUAAUUGUUUAUCGGGAACCACUGUGGAAGUUGCAAAUUCUAAAAUUUUCUACUCUCGAUCAGUGAUCUCACCUUAAAGUUUGAACUGCAAGUUGCUGUGCAUACAUGCCACACCUGUUACAGAUGCUACAACGAUACCUACUCAACUGAACAAUGGAUGAUGAUACGUUUCUGGUCGGUGGCUUUGACUUGGGCCACCUAAUCCUUGCCUUUGUCAUCGUUGGAAUCUUCGCCCUCAUCGUUUACUGCUUAUGGGCGUGGCCAUGCGGUGAAAACUGUCGUGAACAGCCUCUGGAAGGCAGAGUGAUUCCAUAUCCAGGGAGGGGCACCAAAGUGCACGACCUUGGACUACGCGAGCAGGACGCGUGCCUGAUGUAUGCCAUGGAACUAGAACCAGGAACCUUCAUCCUUGAGAGCUCAGAUGGCGAACUGUUUCGGGUUCUUCACGAGUACGACUCCCUGGCUAACCAAGGUACUCCGAGUCGAGGUUUCCCCGCAGGCGCGGUGGUGCCGGUUCAUUACAUCCCCGCCUACACCCGCGCCCACGUGCAGACGCGCCCUUCCGCCCCCCACGUCAGUCUGGUCGAGGACGACGAGCAGGUGGUCCGCCAUUGGAACACACAGCCCUGGCGACCGCUGUGCGUUCAGACCGGCAGCGGAUGACUCGCAAAACGUUUGAUCACUCGUGGUGUCCGGGGCAAAUCGACAGGUUUUCUCUUUCCUCCCUUGAGCCGGUCUCUUGAGGUAGGCUCCUUGCUUCAACGAAGUCGAAUGAAGCUAUGGUCAAAGACUGGUCUGGCCGUCGAUAACCAUGCAGUGAUAUCGUUCUCUAAAGUCCUUUUAAGAAGCUCAAUCAGGGUUUAGUAAGUCAAAUGUUUUACGCCGGGAUCAGACGCUUUCGUUUGUAUUGUACGUAUGCACAACAGCGAAUCUGCCUAUAUAUCAAGUUUUAGAGAUAAAUUUUAUUUUAUUUUCAACAGAAAUGUACAGACGGUGAAAGAAAUAUGCGUGUUUUCAGAUAAAAUUCUACCUACUUUGACCAGAUCAGCAAUUUCGCAGGGUAAACAAAAACCCGACAUUGCACAAGCGAAAGGUUUGUUUGAGGAGGUCGGGGGGGGGGGUGGCAGUCUUUUAAAAAUAUAACUUUUUUUUUUAAAAAAAAGAGUUAAUAUAAGUAAGGUCAAAAGUUUAUUGCUUGUACAGUCACUACAUCUGCUUAUCCAUUCUCACCACGUUGUGGGAAGAAAUUGUGCAGAAAAUCUUCAUCUGCAGCGAAGAGGUUUUUUUCAGUUUCGGCUGGAAUUAAAUAUAUUUAUUCAGAGGGCCAGAGUACUCCUUGACCAAGUUUUUCAUUGACGCAGCCAGACGAUGUGAAACCAACUUUAUGAAACUGUUUAUGUGAUAACCAUAUAACUAUUAAGCUUUGAGUACUCUUGAGUGAAACAGUACAGUUCGUUCAUAUCUCAGUGUCUCGUCUUCACGUUUAUCUCCUUGCUUCUCUGCAGUCAUUUCUUGGAAGAUGUCUUUUACAUCCCCAAAACAACUUAAUUUCACACUGUGGACAAUUUUAAACUUAAAACAUGACAGUAUCACUGAGACGCUGCAUUAAUCAUUUCUUAACUCGAAAGUUACAUCCAAUAUUCUAAGAAUCACAUGAUGAUGAAUAAUAAAUAAACAUCCUAGAAUCAUGUUA
Pomacea canaliculata is the source of this 2078-nucleotide messenger RNA. RefSeq lists its product as uncharacterized. Bases 539 to 1048 code for a protein of 169 amino acids. The record is from RefSeq and is a predicted model, not a curated record. The transcript has 4 exons. Lineage: Eukaryota; Metazoa; Mollusca; Gastropoda; Architaenioglossa; Ampullariidae.